CAACCGCCGGCUUAGUCCCUGCCUUUGUCGAACGUCCCGUGUCUGUCUCUCUCUUUCUGCGUGCUCUCCCGGUGCUGUCUUCUGUAAGCUGUCUUCAACUUCACAUGCCGAGCUAGGCGGGAUGCAGUACGUCAGGAGUAUCAGCGGUUCGGUAUCUAAGACAUGGAAUUCUAUCAAUCCGGCCACCCUCAGCGGUGCCAUCGACGUUAUAGUCAUUGAGCAAGAAGACGGUCAGUUCCCUUCAGGCCCGGGUGAUAUGUUGAUGCAUGCAGUUGCUGACCGUCCCAAUCCCAGGAACACUCGCAUGCUCGCCGUUCCAUGUCCGUUUCGGCAAAUUCUCCCUCCUCCGGCCCUACGAGAAGAAGGUCGAGUUCAGCGUCAAUGGGGUCAAGCAAGAUUAUGCCAUGAAGCUCGGGGAAGGCGGGGAAGCCUUUUUCGUAUUUGAAACUACCGGUGACGUCCCGGAAGACCUGCAAACUUCACCUGUUAUAUCUCCCGCUGCUAGCCCGCAGCAGUCGCCAAAUGAGCCAAAUAACAGCAGUACCCUCAAUUUACAAGAACCCGAAUACCUUGACCUUACCUCAAAGUCGCCUACCCCUCCAAAACAGGCCCGCGCAACAACUGAACCCCUCUUGGAUGGCGAAACUGAACGUUCCUCCCCUGUCUCGAAGAAUGUACGUGAACCAGGCCAUAAGCUAGACAGAUCUCGGUCAGAUGACCUGCUGGAAGCUGGCCGUACAAAUGGCCCGAGUGCAAACAGUUCACCGCAGACGACACGGUCCCAGAGCCCGCCCCCGAUUUCCCGUCAAGAGGCCUACUCCAGGGCUAUUUCACUAUCCAAAAAGCUAUCGGGGUCGAAUAUUCCUUCCAAGGUGACUGAGAGUGGCGAUCUGAUGCUUGAUAUGACUGGAUACAAAAGUAGCGAGGACGAGGCCCUGAGAGCAGAGGUGGUUGCUCGUAAGAUCCUAGCCGAAGAGCUAGAGGGAAACUAUGAUAUUGGUGCCUUGAUUGGGGCUGACGAGCAUGGCAAUCUAUGGAUCUACAGUAGCGAAGAGGCCAAGGAGGCGGCCGGUCGUAAGGCUUCCUAUAGCGCCCUACAACACCAUAACGGUAUGGCAGACGAUGCCGUAUCAGACCCAGGAUACCAAAGCGAUAGCGAUCAGCUGGACUACAACAACCACCCGCAGAAACAUCACCGCUCUCAGUCAGACGCACAGUUGGGAUAUCCUACCCCGCCGCAAACCCCGACAGACAAACAGCCGGAAGGCGGUCGUAGUUAUGCGAAGACCUUGCGUUUAACGAGCGAUCAGCUUAAGGCGCUCAACCUUAAGCCCGGUGCAAACCCGAUAUCCUUCAGUGUCAACAAAGCCGUUUGCCCUGCAACCAUGUACCUAUGGAGCUACAAGGUUCCUAUUGUCAUCUCCGAUAUUGACGGAACCAUAACCAAGUCUGAUGCUCUUGGGCAUGUUCUGAAUAUGAUCGGGCGAGACUGGACUCACCUUGGCGUUGCAAAGCUCUACACUGACAUUGCAAGCAAUGGUUACAAUAUCAUGUACCUAACAAGUAGAUCUACCGGCCAAGCGGACACCACCCGAGCAUAUCUCAAAGGGAUUUUGCAGGAUGGAUAUAAAAUCCCCCAGGGUCCAGUGAUCAUGAGCCCUGACCGAACAAUCGCCGCACUACGGCGUGAGAUAUACCUCCGCAAACCGGAAGUAUUCAAAAUGGCCUGCCUUCGCGAUAUCCUUAGUCUUUUCGAAGGACGCCAGAACCCGUUCUAUGCUGGCUUUGGUAACCGUCUUACUGAUGCACUCAGUUAUCGAUCUGUCAAUAUCCCUUCAACCAGGAUAUUCACCAUCAACUCAAACGCAGAAGUCUCGCUUGAUCUUCUCAGUUUAACCAAGUAUAAGAGCAGCUACGUGACAAUGAGGGAGCUGGUCGACCACUUCUUCCCACCAGUCAGCACACUUGUGCAGGAAGGUGGCGAGGACUUUACUGAUUUUACAUAUUGGAGGGACCAACCGAGGGAGCUGGAUGAGUUUUCACUUACAGACACCGACGUCGGCUCAGAUCGGGCUGACGAUGAAGAUGAAUACGAUGUCGAUCACCACAGUAGCAUCCGUGAGACCUAUAUAUCUCGCGACUCUAUAGAGAUUUCUGGCGAUAUGAAUGAUUCUAUACAUGAUUCCGUGUACGAGGACAUGGACGACAUUUCUGAAGAAGACGAAUACGAUGAAGAAGACGAGCGGCGGAUGUCUGAUGAGGUUCCUGCAUGGUCGAACGAGGAAGAUACUGAUGAUUCCGGGGUACCCAAGCCUCCCGCACGCACUCCCAGAAGUCUUCCAGUUCGCUAGAGAAAUCGCAUUGCUACAUUAAGCUAUCGGGGAGAUGGCUGUGUAUUUUUUUUUUUUUUUUUUGGACUAUGACUGGCUGGCGUUUCAGUCCCGGAGUUUCGCUUUUCUUUCUGUUUCUCUAUAUCCUUCCCCAUUCUUCUGAGCGGCUCGAUAUAGAUGGCACUUUAUACCCCCUUUUCGGAGGUCUACCCGGGACUCAGCUCCCUGGCUUCAUUGCUUGAGCAUCUGGUGCAUUCAUAAGCGGGAUUUGUUUCUUUUCUUUCUUUUAUGGAGUGUUUCCCCCAUUUACUCACUCCUGUCUUGAUAUUUGUUUGCUGCUUUUGCCGUAAGCCAGCGAGCGUGCUGAGCCUGAUGUUAGUUCGGUGUUAACUCUAAUAGAAAUGUUUAAUUCGCCGACUUCCUGUCUAUAUUCAUAGGUUCCCCUUCCCCCUGAAACAGUAUUGCCUAGUUGUAAAUACUCUAUCCAUCCGCUCAACAAUAAAAUUAGGAAUUCCUAUUUUCCUAGGGAUAUCUCAGGCAGAACGACGGCAUGAUGGAAGUUUUCAGGCGUUGGCUUCAUCGACGUCCGGCAACCUUAAACUGUGUUUCACGUGACAUGAUCCGCGCGCGACUUCAAUAUCGCAAAGAAACAACCAAGGUUGCGAGUGACAACAUCUUCAUCCGCCU
Molecule: messenger RNA, 3017 nt
Organism: Trichophyton rubrum CBS 118892
Lineage: Eukaryota; Fungi; Ascomycota; Eurotiomycetes; Onygenales; Arthrodermataceae
Exons: 3
Coding region: 267-2351 (694 amino acids)
Biological process (GO): fatty acid catabolic process; triglyceride biosynthetic process
Cellular component (GO): nucleus
Molecular function (GO): phosphatidate phosphatase activity
Source: RefSeq, a predicted model, not a curated record